AUGGCCGUUGUCUCCGGCACGGUGGAAGACACAAUCCGAAGGGUUGUCGAUGCCUUGGUUGUUGCCUCUUUUGAAGAGUGGUCAGCUACUUUUAUUGAAACUAAUGAUAAAAUCCGUGGCGACGUUCUCCGAUCAACACUCUUCAUUCCAGACAUCUCGGCCAACUUGUCCGGUUGCGAAGACAGACACAAGGUGGCUGCGUACCACAUUGUCACGGAGAGACUUGAAUAUUUUGAUCUUUUCUCCAAGCCAAAUCAAACGCGAUUACCGACUCUUCUCAAGGACUACUCAAUUGUGGUAACCAACAAUUCAGAGUCUGGUUUUAGUGUUAACGGCAUUCUCGUCACAGAAACUGAGGUCUUUGUCGAUAGAUACAUUGCCAUUCACCGCAUUGCAUCACCCCUGGAUUUCAAAACGUACGGUCGAACUGACUCUUAA
Messenger RNA from Brassica napus (rape), 438 nucleotides. Its product is annotated as FAS1 domain-containing protein SELMODRAFT_448915. Lineage: Eukaryota; Viridiplantae; Streptophyta; Magnoliopsida; Brassicales; Brassicaceae. The record is from RefSeq and is a predicted model, not a curated record. Bases 1 to 438 code for a protein of 145 amino acids. The transcript has a single exon.